Colletotrichum chrysophilum is the source of this 1488-nucleotide messenger RNA. RefSeq lists its product as uncharacterized. The record is from RefSeq and is a predicted model, not a curated record. The transcript has a single exon. The coding region runs from base 1 to 1488 and encodes 495 amino acids. NCBI's taxonomy places the organism in Eukaryota, Fungi, Ascomycota, Sordariomycetes, Glomerellales, Glomerellaceae.
AUGGACGGUGUGAACCAUCCCUUCUCCUUCCGCUGCGGCGACAGCGAGUUCGCCUUUAGAAACAACCUGGGCGCAGACUCUCUGACCCUUACUUGGACUGCCCCUGGCAAGAACGAUAACGUCAACAACAACCCUGCCGGUAACCAGGCCAUUGUCCACCAGAACAUCGACGGUAAUGCCAAUGCUGGAGACAAUGGUAAUGGAGCCAACGACGAGGGAAACGACCACAAGAGACGCCGCGUCCACGUGGAGAUUGAGAAGCAUCGCGUCACUGUCCUAAAGCUCGGAUCCGACGUGGCCUUCGACUUCAAGUCUGCCGCUGCCGAGUCUGAGAGACAGCUGGCCAACACCAUCACCGAGCGCGACCAGCUCCAGGCCCAGCUUACCAACUUUGCUGGUGCCCGCGACAACUUGCAGCAGCAGUGUGACGACUUGAAGAAGCAGCGCGACCGGUACUAUAUCGAGCUCGUCACCGUCACCAAUACGAACAUCAGACUCCAGGCGUCGCACAACAACCUGCGCACCCAGCAUGAAGCCCUCCUGGGUCAGAAUGCUCAGUUGAAGACCGAGCUUGCCGCCUCUCAGGCCAACGUUCAGGUUCUGCUCACCAACGAUCGUGAAUACCAGAAGCUCAAGGGAGAGCACGCUACUCUCAAGAAUGACAAUCAGGCUCUGAAGAACGAGUAUGAGACCCUUCAAGAGCAGCACACGACUCUCAAGGAGGACUUCGAGGGCCAGAGCCAGGAAUGGGAGUACUUUCUUGGAAACCUACACCAUGACGUAAAUGAGGGAGGAUUCGAAUGCCAGAUUGAGCAGGCAGAGGCAGAGGUCCGCGAAGUCCGAGACCAGAUGGAUGAUCUCCAAGAUGAGUACCGUCGUCUCGAGUCCGACAAGAACGAAGCUCUGCAGCAUCUCGAAACUGCUCUAUCCGAGCUGCAGGAGGCUAAAGAGGAGGCCCAGAACCUCAAGAACGAGGUCGCCGAGCAGAAGGAGACUGUGGAGUACGUGCGCAUUAUUGAGAAGAUGCUCGAGAAGGUCGCCAAUGCGAAGAAGGGCGUUGAGGAGCACGUCCGCACUGUCGAGAACAAGCUUGAGGCCGAGACAGCUCGUGCCGCUGAUUACGCUUCUCAACUCCACCAGCUGCAGGAAGCCGCGAACCGGUCUGCGGUCGAGGACGACGCCAACGGUACGCUCAAGGUCAAGGAGCUCCAGGACAAGAACGCCGCCAAGGACGUUCAGAUCGCCGCCCUCGAGGCCGCCCUCAAGCAAGCUAAUGAGAAGAAAGCCGACGUGGACCGAUGGGAGGUUGCAAAGGAUGUCUACCGAGCCAAGAAGAACAGCCGCCUCAGCGUUCGCAGUGCGACUGACAACAUCAUGAAGGACUCGGAGGAGAUGCGCACCCGUGCUCUUCGCCGCACUGCCGAUGCGACGGAGAAGAACUCGGCCGAGGAGCCGCGUCGCGACCUGAACCAGGUGUUCCAGAUUUGA